Cryptococcus wingfieldii CBS 7118 is the source of this 330-nucleotide messenger RNA. RefSeq lists its product as hypothetical. Lineage: Eukaryota; Fungi; Basidiomycota; Tremellomycetes; Tremellales; Cryptococcaceae. The coding region runs from base 1 to 330 and encodes 109 amino acids. The transcript is spliced from 3 exons. The record is from RefSeq and is a predicted model, not a curated record.
AUGUCAGACAAGACACCAUACGUAUCCUCCUCGGGGGCACUCACAUCCCAGCCCCUCUAUAAUCGCAUCUCCAACUCGGCCUCCGACAUGGCGACCAUCGUCUAUCUCUUCUUUGAGACGCUCAUCAGCCCUAUUGCCAACCCAGCCUCGUGGACUGACCCUUCCGCGCGACCCGCACAGCGCGCUCAGAGACCCGCUAGAAGAUCAGCCGGAGGCGGAGGCGGUGGCAACGGGCCUCGGCCUGGGGGCGGCGGAGGGAGUGGAUUCAUGACCAUGGGAGAUAUCCGUGGUGGAGAAACUGUGGACGGUUGUCGUGCAACCUGCGGAUAG